AUGCAUGCACUUCCUGUUCUACCUUGUCCUACACCUCUCCAAGUCCUGCUCUCCCUCGGUUUGCUCCCUCUGUCUGUGUCUGCCGCGCGCAGCACAGGCGGCCGGCGGUGGCGACGCACCGGCCGGUCAGGUGUCACACGGGCCGCGCGACGACGGCUCAGUGUCCUCCUGCAUCGUUUGCAACCGCGCCGCAGCCGCGACGCGGUGAAUUCGUGCUCAGUGCGGGGGUGUGGGGCGAGAUGCAGACGUAAUCUGAGCCACCACCAGAUAUCCGACGCCGGCCAAUUCACUCCUCGUUUUUGGGACGUGUGUGUGUGGGUGAUUAUGUUUGUCUUGCAAUCUUCGCUGUCUACUACGACGGCUGAAGAGGCGCAGCCUAAACCUGCUGCCAUGUUUGCGAAGGGCGGUCUCUUCACAGUCAGCAACGCGAUUCCAUGA
Molecule: messenger RNA, 438 nt
Organism: Mesocestoides corti
Lineage: Eukaryota; Metazoa; Platyhelminthes; Cestoda; Cyclophyllidea; Mesocestoididae
Source: the annotation of a GenBank genome assembly